Messenger RNA from Aquila chrysaetos chrysaetos, 1878 nucleotides. RefSeq names its product TATA-box binding protein associated factor, RNA polymerase I subunit A (gene TAF1A). Gene Ontology annotation, cellular component: RNA polymerase I transcription regulator complex. Gene Ontology annotation, biological process: transcription by RNA polymerase I. The coding region runs from base 504 to 1697 and encodes 397 amino acids. The transcript is spliced from 10 exons. The record is from RefSeq and is a predicted model, not a curated record. Lineage: Eukaryota; Metazoa; Chordata; Aves; Accipitriformes; Accipitridae.
AAACAUCAGCUCUGUCCGUGCCAGGUGACUUAUCAGGAUCUUGCUUAGUAGGACUUACCUACAGUAGCCAUGGUCCUUGUAUUUAAUCUUGUGGUGUUCACUGUGGGUUUUGUUUUCUUAUUGGAACAUUUGAGGUUAGAAAUAGGUGUGAAGACUAGAUCUACAGGUAGGGCAGUUAGAGGUAAUUUUGUAGAAUGAGCUGUAAUAAAACUGCUUCAACCCAGUGUUUGAGUUACUCCUUUGCCGGCAGCAUUCAGGUAGGAGGUGGAUUGGUGAGCUCUGCAUGUCCUUUGCAGAAGGCUCUUAUAGCUUGAGCAUUGUUGUAGGGGCCUGUUAGACCAUGGCAUACAGGUGUAAGCUUUAAACAGAUGUGGAAAUGAGGCUUUGGGUUUGUGCUGUAACAGGAAUUGAACCAGUAUCCAUGUAAAAAGGCGUCUUCCCAUGAACACAAAUUAAACUUCAAGAAGAGCAAGGAAGUGUGUUUAAAUUACAUUCAGGAUGCCAUGCUACAAAAGCAGUGGAAAAGGGCUGCAGAGUUUCUGACCUUCUAUAUUGAGUCACUAGAGAAAGACUUUUCUACAGCAUACAUGGGUCCGUCAGAGAUGAUUUGGAGAAUAGGAACUGAAAUUUUGUGCCACCAUUCUCAUAGCAGCAUGAAACAGUUCAACUCUUUCAUAGAACAGAUGAAAACUUUAGGAGUAAAAAGGUAUUUGAAGGUUUGCUUAGAGCAUGCCUUUCACCUCCUUUGUAAUGGACUAAUAGAUGAAGCUUACCAAAACCUGUCCCUGGCAGAAAGCUGGAGGUUUGGAGAACAAACAACCAUUCAGGAUAAAGAAAUGAAACUGAUUCAGGCUUACAGGGGACUGUUGGACUACUAUAGCUGGUCUAAGCAGAAGAACAUCCUGUUAGAGCAUGGUCAGAAUGGAUUUGAAGACUUGUCUGUUGAACAGGAAAUGCACAGUUGCUUUCGGAAGGCAGCAGUGAACUUAAAAGAGAUUAUUAAAAUACCUGGAGUCUGGGAUCUGUUUGUGAAAUGCUAUGUGGAUUUGUUGGAGUUCUAUGGAGACCAUAACGAAGCCUGCCAAGUAUUAAAUGAAUAUGCCUACAACUCAAAGUUUCCUGCUAAUCCCAAUGCUCACGUUUACCUCUAUCAGUUCCUGAAGAGACAUGGUGAAUCAAAGAAAUCACUCAUAUCGGCACUGAAGAUCUUGCAUGAUAUUGUUCCUUCUCAUGAACUAAUGAUAGAUUUUAAUACCAUGCUUCAAAAAUCAAAGAAAAGAAAAAAACGUCAGCUGGGGCUAGAAGUUAUUUUUGCAGCCUUGGAUUAUGCUGGCUGGAAGGAAAAUGUAAAAGCAUGGAGCUGUUUGGCAAGACAGGUGAAACAAAUCGUGAUCUCUGAGAAGCAUCUUGACUGGAUCAAACAAGAGUGGAACUCCAGAAAGGACUGGUGGCCAGCCUUCCAUUUUAGCCGUUACUUGGCAAAAAGGAAUUGGCAGGAAAAUGAAAGCCUUUCAUAUGAAAAAGCUCUGGUGGCUGGAAUCUUACUGGGAAAGGAUUGCAAGUACUUUAAAUAUGUAUCACACCAAGGCUGCAAAGCUCAGGUGAAAAGGUUUCGGAUACUGAAGAAAUUUGUGAAUAAGCACAAUCCUGCCUACCUGAGAAUAUCUGGUCUUUCAGAUUCCUCUGUACAACCUUGAUUAGAAGGUGUCCUUAAGGUUCUUGCUGUACUUUUUUCUUCUCUGUGGAACUGACUUCUGUAUUGGUGCUAUUCUAAAACUUUGAGGCAGACCCUAUUGACUCAGUACUAGACUUUUUUAUAUGAUUCUGUAAAAACACCUUGGUUUGUAUUUAUUUUAUAAUAAAAUGAAUAUAAAUCAA